AUGGAGCUAUCGAUCGAGGACGGCAUAUUGGUGGCUGAGCCCCUUGCGUGGACUUGGACAGAGCCUGACGUUUCCACAGCCGAGUGGAGGCUGGCCGCCCUGGAAGUCCGUGGGGAAGGCACGCAGACCCUAAGGUCCAUGGCGCUGUGCAGACUCGCGGCCCGCGAAGACCUCGGGGUGGCGCGCGACAUCUCGGCCGGUGGGACCAACGCCGGGAGGUCUGCAGCCGACCGGGACCGUCUAGGCGGGCUCUCCGGUAUCAGAGCCAUGCCCCCAACGCUUCCCACGAAUACGGAGUUCUGCGAGAAAAUAAACAACAAUUGGCUCUCACGUCCCUUCGCCCAAGAAGGUCGUUUAUGGUGU
Molecule: messenger RNA, 363 nt
Organism: Iphiclides podalirius (scarce swallowtail)
Lineage: Eukaryota; Metazoa; Arthropoda; Insecta; Lepidoptera; Papilionidae
Source: the annotation of a GenBank genome assembly